Folsomia candida is the source of this 2585-nucleotide messenger RNA. RefSeq names its product guanine nucleotide-binding protein-like 1 (gene Ns4). Gene Ontology annotation, molecular function: GTP binding; GTPase activity. The transcript is spliced from 15 exons. The record is from RefSeq and is a predicted model, not a curated record. Bases 175 to 2022 code for a protein of 615 amino acids. Lineage: Eukaryota; Metazoa; Arthropoda; Collembola; Entomobryomorpha; Isotomidae.
UCUAGGUCUUGCAGGAAAUUUAAUCAAAGCACCAUCAAUAUCAAUUUUUAACAAUGUUUGAAAUAAUUGUAAUAGCAUCAAGUUUUUCUUGGUUCUUUUUUGUGAUAGGAGUCCGAUUGUUUGCGGACUACUUGCUAUUUUGAAGAUAGUGGUAGACUACCAUACCACCGAGAGAUGCCGGGAGGAGGGGGACGGAAGAAGCCCUUCAGUGGGAAGCAGAAGAAGGCACAGCUUCAAUCCAAGAAACAGGCCGGUCUCCACCACCCGCAACAUCAUCGGGCCGAGCUGGGUGAGGACGACGACAGGGGUGAAACAUCAUCGACCAUCGUAAAACGCCCUGCACACGGUAUCACUAGUGAAGAUGGUCUUGAAUCAUCCAAAUUCUUUGAGAACAGACCUGCCCCCUCCAGGAUGAACCCUGGAAGGUAUGCACUCAUGUUCCGGGCAGAAACUAAAGAAGAAGUGCAACGUUUAAAAAAUGAUGCGAGAAAACCCAUGCAUCCGAUCGACGAAGAAUAUCUCGAGUGUGCAUCUGAUGAUUUUUAUACGUCGGAACUAGACUUUCCAGUCAGACCUGAAUGGAAUUAUGCACUCAGUCCAGAUCAGUUGGAGAAAAAUGAAGCUAGAUAUUUCCAGGAGUAUUUAAGGAAAAUUGAUCAAAAGUAUGAAAGAAGUGACCUAAGCUAUUUUGAGAUGAAUUUGGAGACCUGGAGACAAUUUUGGCGUGUCUUGGAAAUGUCUGACAUUCUCCUCUGCGUGGUAGAUAUUAGAUUUCCACCACUCCUAUUCCCACCUCGAUUGUAUGACUACGUUUGCAAGACUUUAGGAAAGAAUAUUAUAAUCGUGCUAAAUAAAAUUGAUCUCUGUCCAGCCCCAUUGGUAUUGGCUUGGAAAGAUUACUUUACUACAACAUACAAAGGGCUGCAAGUCGUCUGCUUCACUUCUUUUCCAGCCUAUAAUCUACACGGGAACUUGGCUGAAGGGGCUAGUGGAACAAUGAAAAAGGCCCGAAGAGUUAGAGGAAGACUACGAAUGGCUGCAGAAGGUGCAAUGGAAGUGUAUAAAGUUUGUGAAGAGCUUGUGAAAGGGCAAGUUGAUCUUACGAAAUGGAAACAAAAGAUCUCUGAUGAGAUGAACAUUUCAGAUGAAAAUAGCGACGAAUGCAAAGCCGCUGAUAUAGACAAUGUGGAAUCACUGCAAAAGCAAGACACCGGAUACUACGAAUUCAAGCAGUUUCACUCGGGUAUACUUACAAUUGGAUGUGUGGGCCAACCCAACGUUGGGAAAUCUUCGUUGAUCAAUGCUUUGAUGGGGAAAAAAGUCGUGAGCGUGUCCAAGACUCCUGGGCACACAAAGCAUUUCCAAACUAUUUUCCUUACACAAAAUGUCCGGCUAUGUGACUGCCCUGGUUUAAUUUUCCCGUCUAAAGUCCCUAAGCCCUUGCAGGUGUUAUGUGGGAGCUAUCCUAUUGCUCAGUUGCGAGAACCGUACUCCACAGUUCACUACCUCGGACAACGGAUUGAUCUGGCAAAGAUGCUUGGAAUUCAACACCCUGAAGGAAAAGAUGAAACCGAUUGGAGCGCUUUCGACAUAGCUGAUGGAUGGGCCUUAAAACGUAGCUACUAUACUGCAAAAGCGGCCAGAUUGGAUUCAUAUCGCGGAGCCAAUCACAUUCUACGUUUAGCAUUGGAUGGUCGUAUUAUAAUUUGUUUGAGGCCAAAGGGGUACACAUCACGAAAAGAGGAAUUUAGUAAUGAUCCCAGAAUUGAGGAAAUUUUGACAAUUCAAGCAAAAUCUGGACCUGCAUUGGAGAAGGUGGAUUUCAAUCUGUCAGAUACCGAUGACGUGGAUGAAGACAAUGACGUUCAGCUACCACCUGGUUUUGUUCCAGCUGAGGACAACGACUCGGAGCACGAUGGAAAAGGAAAGCAACUGUGUUUAAAAGAAAGGGCAAAGCCGACAAUUCAAAAUAAGUUUGCAAUGCUUGGCCAGUUGGAGGAUGACGAUGAUGAUAGUGAUUAGAUCCUGAUUUUCAGUAUAUUCCCAACCUAGAUACUUAUCUGCAAUAUUUGUUGAAAACCUGAUUACCAGCUCAUGACGAACUAAUGUAAUUGAUUAUUAAGUUACUAAUAAUAGAAAGAUUGUACGUGUCAUGUAUAUAGAAAUACCAUGCACAAGUAAAUUAUGCAACUUUCCGGGGUAUUCUAAAUAAGUUUGGGUAUUCUUUCUCUCAUGCUGACAGUUUAUGUGUAACAUUUUUUUAAAAACUUUCUACACUUCGGUAAGCAAAGUCUCUGCAACUUACCGGUGAUUUUAUAAACAUGGGUCAUUCUGGUUAAUUUUGUUAAUUGUAGCGUGAUAAUAAUUUCAACUAAUCCUGGAGACAUAUGUAUACUCCACAUAUAUGCAUGUAUAAAACAAAAAUAAUUAAAUAACCUUGCAUUGUACUUAACUACAAAUAAUCGGUAUAUUUUUUUAUUAAACAGUUGUAUGUAAUGAUACAAUAAUACAUGGAAAAAAUAAAUGCAUAAACUGGUAACGUAUUUAAUGAUGCAGAUAAAAAAAUAAACAAUCGACAAGUCAAA